Molecule: messenger RNA, 3882 nt
Organism: Oryzias melastigma (Indian medaka)
Lineage: Eukaryota; Metazoa; Chordata; Actinopteri; Beloniformes; Adrianichthyidae
Gene: npr1a
Product: natriuretic peptide receptor 1a
Biological process (GO): protein phosphorylation; cGMP biosynthetic process; intracellular signal transduction
Cellular component (GO): membrane
Molecular function (GO): peptide receptor activity; ATP binding; guanylate cyclase activity
Source: RefSeq, a predicted model, not a curated record
CAGCAGGGGGCUCCAGAGAACCACGAGGUUCCUGAAUGAAAAUUUCAACAAGCUCAAACUGAUCAAUAAACCAUUUAAGUGAGUAUAUUUAAAUUGUUAACUAUAAAUAACGUCCAGCUUUAAUGAGGAUAAAGAAUGUGUUGCUAGAGAGUGUAGCAGACCCUCAUAUAUUCCCUCUGUAGACCCCAGAGAGGGACAAGAGCGCGCAUGCGCAGGUGGAUACUUGGUUAUCAUGACUGCCCUCGUGCCCUCUACACACCCCUUCAAAAAUGUGUCCCCGUGCGCGCCGGGAAGCUGGAAGAUUACCGGGACGCGCUCGGGCUAGGACUGAACCGGAAACCUGUCGGCAGCAUCGGGGCUCGCGCCUCCGGUGAGAGGGGAACGUCUCUCCCGCCGUUUCUUCUUCUUCUUCUUCGGUAUUUUCCGCGAGCUCUGCGGAGGAAAUUGAACCGCCGGCUGGAAGCAUGAAGCUGCGGGAAGCCACGGUCUGAGGAGCCCGGGAGGUGAGGAGCCGAGUUUCCUCAAGUUUUCAGCCUCAGAGUCACGACUCUAGGUGGAGGAGGAGGACCAGGACCGACCCGAACCUAGAGACCCGCACUUGUCAUCAUGGUUUCCUGGUUCUUCACCUUGCUCCUGCUCCAAUUAGCGGAGGCUUCUCCUUCCAGUGACAACACCACAGAUGAUCUUCAGAACGUCACCUUAGCUGCCAUCUUGCCCCUCACCAACACAGACUAUCCGUGGGCUUGGCCUCGAGUGGCGCCGGCGCUAUACCGAGCCGUGGACAGUGUGAACUCGGACCCUCACCUGCUUCCAGGCCUGAAGCUCCAGCUGGUUCACGGCAGCUCCGAGAACCGGGAAGGCUUUUGCUCCGACUCUGCGGCGCCGCUGGUCGCCGUGGACCUGAAACUGUCCCACGACCCAUGGGCCUUCAUCGGGCCUGGAUGUGACUACUCCUCAUCGCCCGUCGCUCGCUUCACCACCCACUGGGACGUUCCCAUGGUGACGGCCGGGGCUCGCGCCGACGGCUUCAGCACGUUUGCGGCGGUCACCAACACGGGGCCCACGCACAAGAAGCUGGGCGAGUUGAGCCUGAAGAUCCAGGAGACGUUCGGAUGGCACCACCACGCCAUGCUCAUCUACAGCGAGAGCAAGGACGACAACGACGAGCGGACGUGCUACUUCGCCAUUGAGGGGUUGUACACGCUGCUGAGGAAACACAACAUCUCCGUCUUCGACUACUUCAUAGAGAGCGACGUGAACUACAAGGACGUGGUCCAAAUCAUCCAAAAGAACGGCCGAGUUGUGUACCUGUGCUGCUCCUGGGACAACUUGAGGAGUCUGAUGGUCCAGUUCUGGAAGGAGGGCGUGGAUUUGGAGAACUACGUCUUCUUCUUCAUUGAUCUUUUCGCUGAGGGUUUGGGUGGCGAACAGCCCGUCACGCCGUGGUUCAGAGGCGACCAGGACGACUAUGCAGCCCAUCUCGCCUUCAGGAGUGUGAAGGUGCUGACCUACUUGGAGCCUCAAAAUGCAGAAUAUCACCAGUUUGUGGAAACUCUGAAGAAAGACGCGGAGAAAAUGUUCAACUUCACCAUCAAAGACUCUCUGUACAACCUCAUAGCAGGAGGAUUCUACGACGGAGUGAUGCUGUACUCUCAGGCUCUGAACGAGACUCUGAGCAAACACAACCCAGGGCAGCGGCCGGUGCUGAGACCCAAAGGAGACAUGGUUACCCAGAGGAUGUGGAACCGGACCUUCCAAGGAGUGAUGGGGACGGUAGAAAUGGACGAGUUUGGAGACAGAGAGAUAGACUUUGCCUUAUGGGACAUGACAGACAUCAACUCUGGAAAGUUUGAGGUGGUGUGUGUUUAUAACAGCUCCAUAAAGCAGCUGGUCCUGCAGAAAGGUCUGGACUUCCAGUGGCCCGGCGGCUCCCCUCCUUUAGAAGUCCCAGAAUGCGGUUUCAAGAACGACAACCCGGCCUGCCUCACACGUACAGUUACAAUGCAUCAGAUGGUUGCCAUAGUGAUCUGCUUCGUCUUUGUCAUCAUCGUUACCAUCACUAUUUUUAUCUACAGGAAGCUGAAGCUGGAGAGCGAGCUGGCUGCUCAGCUGUGGAGAGUUUCUUGGGACAACAUCCAGAUGAGCAACCUGGAUAAAGUUCUGAAGAGGGCGUGCAGCCGCCUCACACUGUCUCUGAUGCGAGAUGUUCAUAACGAACACCUGACUCGCUUCAUCGGUGCCUGCGUUGACCCCCCAAACAUGUGUGUCAUCACGGAGUACUGCCCUAGAGGCAGCCUUCAGGACUUGAUGGAGAGUGAAAGCAUCACGUUGGACUGGAUGUUCAGAUACUCUCUCAUCAAUGACAUCGUCAAGGGGAUGGCGUUCCUGCACAACAGUGUCAUUGUUUCUCACGGUAACCUGAAGUCCUCCAACUGUGUGGUGGACAGCCGCUUCGUCCUGAAGAUCACCGACUAUGGGCUGCAGAGUCUUCGGACCAGCAGCUGCCCCGAGGACACGCACGCCUACUACGCACGUAAGCUUUGGACGGCUCCGGAGCUCCUGAGGACGGAGUUCCCUCCCCCCUGCGGGACCCAGAAGGGGGACGUCUACAGCUUUGGUAUAAUCCUGCAGGAGUUGGCCUUGUUGAAAGGAGUCUUCUACAUCGACACACACACCCUCACCCCGAAAGAGAUCGUCCAGGGCGUGGUUCGGGGUGGCGUCCCCCUCCUCCGCCCCACCCUCUGCUUCCACAGUCACAGCGAGGAGCUCGGCGUCCUGAUGCAGCGGUGCUGGUGCGAAGAACCGGGGGAGCGGCCGGAUUUUAACACCAUUAAGAUCCUGCUGAGGAAGCAGCACAGAGGUUAUGGUUCCAACAUCCUCGACAACCUUCUGUCUCGGAUGGAGCAGUACGCUAACAACCUGGAGGAGCUGGUGGAGGAACGCACUCAAGCAUAUAACGAAGAAAAACGCAAGGCUGAGGCCCUGCUGUACCAGAUCCUACCUCAUUCUGUAGCGGAGCAGCUGAAAAGGGGCGAGACGGUUCAAGCCGAAGCGUUCGACUCCGUCACCAUCUACUUCAGUGACAUCGUCGGCUUCACGGCGCUGUCGGCUGAGAGCACGCCACUGCAGGUUGAUGACCUCUACACCUGCUUUGACGCCAUCAUCGACAACUUUGAUGUUUACAAGGUGGAGACCAUCGGAGAUGCCUACAUGGUGGUGUCCGGAUUGCCCGUCAGGAACGGUAAACUCCACGGCCGGGAGGUGGCGCGGAUGGCUCUCGCUCUGCUCGACGCAGUGAAGAGCUUCAAAAUCCGACAUCGACCCAGCCAGCAACUCCGCCUGCGCAUCGGCGUUCACAGCGGUCCUGUGUGUGCCGGUGUGGUCGGGUUAAAGAUGCCCAGGUACUGUUUGUUUGGCGACACGGUCAACACGGCGUCACGCAUGGAGUCCACAGGAGAAGCCUUGAAGAUUCACGUGUCGGAGGCCACCCGCCAGGUCCUGCAGGAGUUCAACACCUUCCAGCUGCAGCUCAGAGGAGAGAUUGAAGUGAAGGGGAAAGGCCGCAUGAGGACGUACUGGCUGCAGGGGGAGGAAACCUCAAACUGAUGAUGGACUUUAUGGAGGGAAGAGAGCGAGCGCUCCGUUUCUGAAGAGCUUCACGAUGAAGGCCAAAGAAAGAUGUCAGGACACCACCGUGUUAAACAUGUCUGUCUAAUAUGGUGAUAAACUUAUGACUUUUUUUUAUUAAGUCAGAGACUUCUAGAACUGUUUUCUGCUGAAAUAAACUGUAGAAGAAAAACAGACAAAUGAAUGUUUCACUUUAAAAUAAAAAUCCUAUCAAAAAAGUUAUGUAAAUACAAUAUUAAAAUAACUGUGUUGUUA